Messenger RNA from Fragaria vesca subsp. vesca, 2277 nucleotides. RefSeq names its product probable S-acyltransferase At2g33640-like. The record is from RefSeq and is a predicted model, not a curated record. The transcript has 10 exons. NCBI's taxonomy places the organism in Eukaryota, Viridiplantae, Streptophyta, Magnoliopsida, Rosales, Rosaceae. Gene Ontology annotation, cellular component: Golgi apparatus; endoplasmic reticulum. The coding region runs from base 385 to 2277 and encodes 630 amino acids. Gene Ontology annotation, molecular function: protein-cysteine S-palmitoyltransferase activity. Gene Ontology annotation, biological process: peptidyl-L-cysteine S-palmitoylation; protein targeting to membrane.
GACUCUCUCUCUCUCUCUCUCUCUGUGUUUCUGUCCUUUGCUUCUUUAAAUAAGAAAACUGCACAAGACAUUUUCCUCUUCUUCUUCUUCUGCUCUGAGUCAGUCAGUUUCAUCUGAUCUCAACUCCUUCCACAAGCACUUGAAUCCAAAUUCAGACUAAAUGGGUUGCCUCGAAACCCGUUUUUGCCAUCUGGGUCUGCAUUGAACUCUUAAAACAGACAACUUGUAUUUUAUUUUCAGCCUUUAGAUUGUGAACAACAAUGGGGACACGUCUUUUGAACCAGUCCUUCUCAUACUCUGGUUACGAUUUGUUCUCAUGGCGGUUUUCAGUUUUUAGAUGCGAGUGUUGACCCUAUUUGAAUUUGGAAGAAUUUGUUCUUGGUCAUGGCUCGACGUCAUGGAUGGGAACUCCCUGCUCACACUUUUCAGGUUGUGGCUAUAACCGUUUUUUUCUUGCUAACGGUUGCGUAUUAUGCGUUCUGUGCUCCUUUUCUUGGAAAUGACAUCUAUGAGUAUGUGGCAAUUGGUGUAUAUUCUGCAGUAGUGCUUUCUGUAUUCAUACUUUAUGUUCGGUGUACAGCAAUUGACCCUGCUGAUCCUGGAAUACUACUCAAAGCUGACAAGACUUUUUUUCACAAAGAAAACGAUAACACAGAUAUUCCUGAGGACAUGUCAUUCAGUAAUGAUGCAAGUUGGUGUUCAAAAGUUGGAGGUUUCUUCUGUGGUUGUCUUGUAAGAGAAGAUUGCCACAAACGUGAAGAUCUCUUGCAAUUACAACAGGAAUCAGGAGAGGAUCCUCUCUUCUGCACUUUGUGCAAUGCUGAGGUCCGCAAGUUCAGCAAACAUUGUAGAAGUUGUGAUAAAUGUGUUGAUGGAUUUGAUCAUCAUUGUCGGUGGCUAAAUAAUUGUGUGGGGAGGAAAAAUUAUCUCACGUUCAUAUCUCUUAUGGCUGCAAGCGUUGUUUGGGUUACUGUUGAAUGUGGCGUUGGUAUUGCUGUCCUUGUUCGAUGCUUUGCUGAUAAAAAGAGUAUGAAAAGGCAAAUAGCUGAUAGGCUUGGAGUUGGUUUCUCUCAGCCCCCAUUUGCCACUGUAGUGGCCCUAUGUACGGCUAUUUCCUUCCUUGCCAUUUAUCCUGUAGCAGAGCUGUUCUUUUUCCACAUAAUUUUGAUUCGAAAGGGUAUUACAACCUAUGAGUAUGUCGUUGCCAUGAGAACACAAAGUGAACCUCCUGGACCAUCUGUGGACGGAGGCAAUCAGCAAAGCAUUGCAUCUUCGCCAACAAGUUCAGCUGUGACUGCCAUAAGUGGAAGAAGCUCUCUUGGAAUGAAUUUGCCAUAUAAAGGUGCUUGGUGCACCCCGCCAAGGAUCUUUGUGGAUCACCAGAUGCAGGAUGAAAUUAUUCCACAUUUGGAGCCAGGACGCUUACCAUCAACACUGGAUCCAGAUGAAAUACAGCAGCCUGAUAAGGCAAAAAAGUUAUCCCAACGUCCAGUCCGAACAAGUGCAUGGAAGCUUGCUAAAUUAGAUGCUAACGAGGCAAGCAAAGCAGCUGCCAAAGCUAGAGCAUCAUCGUCUGUGCUUCGUCCAAUUAGUUCUCAACAUCAUCAGUAUGAAGCUCACUAUGUAUCGAGUGGUAAUGUGAGCGGAAGAAGUAGUCCAACUAGUACUGAUCAGGGGUAUAACAACAGAAACACUAGAGCUGGGACAUCAAAAUUAUCACCUAUGAGCUCAUAUCCACCUAGUCGUGCUAGCAGAGAAGAUGUUGAAAUUGGACAUUAUGCUGGUAGUAACUUAAGCAGUCCUCAUGUCUCUAGUCUCACACCUUCUCCUCUAGAGCAAAGAACUUCAAACUUGGAUCAGUUCAACCCCACUUAUCAGUCAUCAAAUGAUCAAUCUCCAUUAUCAGAAAAACAAAGUGAAGGGAAUGUAAAUGUACAUGUAAGACAGAUGCCUACAGAAACAGGUAAUUCAAGUCUUCAAGGAAAUAAGAGAUCCUCGGUGUUCUGGGAUCAAGAAGCUGGACGUUUUGUGUCAUCUUCCAGAUCUGGUGGUUCCUCCUCAGGAGCAGAGUUGUUGUACACGGGACAAUCCAUAUUUUUUGGUGGACCUGUUCUCAAGGAACCACCGGCUAGAAAAACACGAAAUGUCGGUUCACUGGCUUCCGAGCAUGACAGAAGUUCUACAUAUCAACAGGGUAGAUCACAAAGAGGUGGCCAGCUUCCCGUGUUUGUUCCAAGUGAUUCAGAGAAACACCAGUUUUCUUCUAGAUUAAUUUGA